Cetraspora pellucida is the source of this 179-nucleotide messenger RNA. NCBI's taxonomy places the organism in Eukaryota, Fungi, Glomeromycota, Glomeromycetes, Diversisporales, Gigasporaceae. The record is from the annotation of a GenBank genome assembly.
AUGGCCGGAAAAACUCGUACCCUUUUAGAGGCAAUGUUUAAUGUGUUUAAUCUAAAUGGUGAAAAUGCUUUUUUAAAACAUUGGAGAGAUAUAAAAAAACCAGCCAAUUGGUGUCGAAUGCCCAAUCCACUACGACAUCGUCAAAAUUUCAUGUUUUCUGAUGUGUUAAGGCUUGCGAU